Hemiscyllium ocellatum (epaulette shark) is the source of this 5184-nucleotide messenger RNA. RefSeq names its product zinc finger protein 436-like. Gene Ontology annotation, molecular function: DNA-binding transcription activator activity, RNA polymerase II-specific; RNA polymerase II cis-regulatory region sequence-specific DNA binding. The transcript has 3 exons. Lineage: Eukaryota; Metazoa; Chordata; Chondrichthyes; Orectolobiformes; Hemiscylliidae. Bases 184 to 1995 code for a protein of 603 amino acids. The record is from RefSeq and is a predicted model, not a curated record. Gene Ontology annotation, biological process: regulation of transcription by RNA polymerase II. Gene Ontology annotation, cellular component: nucleus.
UCUCUGUCCGUCUCUCUCUCUCUCUCUCUCUCUCUGUCCGUCUCUCUCUCUCUCUCUCUCUCUCUCUCUCUGUGUCUCCCCCCCGCCCCCAUCUCUCUUUUCACCUAACUUCUCCUUUGCUGUCCCAUAUCAGUCUGGGCUUUCUCCCUCCCCGUCUCACUGUAUUUUCCGUUUUCCUCAGGCAUGUGUGUGUGUGUCUCUCUCUGGUUUCUGUCUGUCCCAUGUCAGGCUGCUUUCUGUCUGCCUUUGUCCAGUGUUGGUCUGUGUGUUUUCUCUCUCUCUGUCUCUCACACUGUCCCAUAUUCCUCUGCUUUCUUUCCCAUUGUGGUUCACAAAGAACGACCGAUGGGCUGCUUCCUAGCUGGCAACCGAGGCAGAGCCUCAGCCUGGAAACGGGAGCAGCCAAAGGGCAGAGCGCGAGCGAGCACGCGGCUGGCCAACUCCGCAAAGGUGGAGAGCAGCGAGGAGGAGGCUGCAGGGCCCGAGGCGCUCUCAGCACCGUCUUCACCCGGCACCGAGUCCGAGAGCGGCGAGGAGGACGCGGUGGAUCCCGACGCUCUGUCAGCACCGUCGUCCCCAGACGCACAGUCCGAGAGCGGCGAGGAUGACGCAGUGGAUCCCGAUGCUCUGUCAGCACCGUCAUCUCCGGAAGCAGAUUCUGACGCUGAGAGUGGCGAGGAGGGUUCGAGUGACAGCGCUGAAGAACCCGAUCAGACAGAGUCUGAGAACAGGGCGCCGGGGCGUGGGAAGGUGGAGAAGAGCAAGACGGCGCAGGUGUCUCCACGCCCCGAGGCCGGCAACUGCCCGUUGGACUCUGCGCGGCCGGUCUUCCCCCGCUCCCUGAAGGCCGGCGAGGGCUUUGUCUGCGCCGUCUGUGGGAAGCGGUUCAAGACCCUGGUGUGGAUGGAGAAGCACCGGGACACGCACACGCGGGGCCGGGUCUUCCAGUGCUCGGACUGCGGCAAGAGCUUCAACCAGCUGCACAGCCUGAGGAACCACUGUAACCUGCACAGCCACGAGAAACCGUACACGUGCUCCAUCUGUGACCGCACCUUCAGCGGCUCCGACAGCCUCAUGAUGCACAAGUGCGCCGACGCCGGCGAGCAGCCCUACAAGUGCGGAGUCUGCGGCAAGGGCUUCAGCUACCCGUCCAAGCUGGAGACCCACUGGCGCAGCCACACCGGCGAGCGGCCCUUCAGCUGCUCGGUGUGCGGCAAGCGAUUCACCCAGACGUCCAACCUGCUCACCCACCAGCGCAUCCACUCGGGCGAGCGGCCCUUCACCUGCUCCGUGUGCGGCAAGGGCUUCACCGGCUCGUCCAACCUGCAGAUCCACCAGCGCACGCACACCGGCGAGCGGCCCUUCAACUGCACGCUGUGCGGCAAGGAGUUCACCCAGGCAUCCAGCCUGCUCACCCACCAGCGCAUCCACACCGGCGAGCGGCCCUUCACCUGCUCCAUGUGCGGCAAGGGCUUCACCCGCAGCUCCCACCUGCUCACCCACCAGCGCAUCCACACCGGUGAGCGGCCCUUCACCUGUGCCGUCUGCGGCAAGGGCUUCACCCGCAGCUCCCACCUGGUCACCCACCGGCGGGUGCACACCGACGCCCGGCCCUUCAAGUGCCCCGACUGCGGCAAGACCUUCAAGGGCUCGGAGGAGCUGGUCAAGCACCAGCGGGUGCACACGGACGAGCGGCCGUGCGGCUGCCCGCUCUGCGGCAAGCGCUUCCGGCAGCUCUCGCACCUGCUGACCCACCAGCGGGUCCACACCGGCGAGCGGCCCUUCAUCUGCCCCGUCUGCAACAAAGAGUUCACCCAGUCCUCCCACCUGCUGCGGCACCAGCGGCUGCACGCCAGUGGCCAGAGGCCCUUCAUCUGCUCCGCCUGCGGCAAGGGCUUCGCCCAGUGGCCAGAGCUGCUGGCCCACCAGUGCGCGGUGCCCGGCCAAGCACAGCAAGCUGCCGACCCCGUGGUCUACGUGCAGUUCCAGGUGUAGAGAGAGAGAGAGAGAGAGGCUGCACCCCACCCCUCCCCUCCUGACCUCCUACCUCUGGAUCCCCUCCCCACUUGGUCACCGCGCGCCAGGGAGACGGGGGACAUCGGGCACUCACUUGCUAUCCCGGCACGCUGCCCUUCCUGCAGCAAUGCCGCCAGCUCCCCACCCCGGCUUGCUGUGGGGGGGGGUGGCACAGACAACGCCAGGGGAGGGAGGGCUGGGCCCGAGAGUGCCCUCUGCGGGAGGCGUGUGAGGUAGAGCGCUGUGGUGGGCACUGCUGAGUGCCAGGGAGCCCCAGAGCAAUGGCGGCUCCGCCUGGGCACCUUCCCCUUUUUCUCCCUUCCCCGUGUCCCCUUCCCCCCCCAGUGCCAUCCACCCAAGGGAGGGCAUAAAGGGGGCUGGGGAGAUGGGUGCAUCCUCAGAGAAGAGUGGGUCAACGCUGGAGGGAGGUGAGGAAGAGUGCGGCUGGGGCGGGGAAGGGGCUGCUGGAGCUCAAAACCAGAGGAUUGGGAAGGUCAGUCCCAGUGCGCCAGCGCUCUACAAGACCUGGGAUCUUUCCCCGACUCUCCGUCGUCGCUGGUGAUGGCGGCGUCCUGGUCGGGUGGGUGCAGAGAUGGAAAGGCAGCGCUGUGAAGGGAGAGGAGGUCCACUGGAGGGAGAGCGGACCGGUUCCUGCUGCAUGAGGGACAGUUACCACAGCUCCAAUCUGUCUUCCUCGGCCGUGCACAGCGCUUACUGUCCCCCCUUUCAAUGGUAACCAGAGCAGGUGAACAAAGGGCUGGCUGUGACUGACCGAAGGAGCUGAUGUUUGAGUGCUGGUGUUGGGAUGUUGUGUAGUUUGCAACGAAUCCCCGUGGGAGCAAGGCACCCUCCUCGUACAGAAGGCCCCUACCCACCAGCGAGGGGUGCGUGUGCGUGCACACACCGACAUGCACACACCGAAGGUGACCCGUGCAUGCCCGCCCUCCGGGUUACCAGUGUUGAUUGUGGUGGGGUCUGAAAGGACAAACUCCCCCGCUGAUGUCAACAAACUCACCACCCAGCCAACCCCAUCUGCUGGGGUACCAGGCUGUGUCUGCCGGUAAGUGUGGGUGGUCCCACAGGACACAGGGUGGUGGGGGGGAAACAGCAGCUGCCAUUAACAACACACAACUCGCGAGGAAGAAGGGGACAUAAGAGAGGGCGCUGAGGCUGACAGACUGGGGAGACGAAGAGGUGGAGGAGGGCGCCGAGGGAGACACACUGACGUGUAUAUAGACAGGGUGCCGGGAGGAGAGACUGAAGUGUGCACAGAGAGGGCACGAGGGGAGAGAAACUGGAGAGGGGGCCGAGGGAGAGAGACUGAAGUAUACACGGAAAGGGCGCUGAGGGAAAGAGACUGGAGAGGGGGCCGAGGGAGAGAGACUGAAGUGUACACAGGGAGGGGGAGAGGCUGCCGAGGGAGAGAGACUGAUGUGUGCACAGAGAGGGCACUGAGGGAGUCAGACUGAAGUGUGCACAGAGAGGGGGAGAGGACGCCAACGGAGAGAGACUGAAAUGUACACAGAGAGGGGGCCGAGGGGGAGAGAGGCUGAAGUGUACACAGAGAGGGCACCGAGGGGGAGAGACUGUGUGUACGCAGAGAGGGAGAGAGGCUGAAGUGUACACAGAGAGGGCACCGAGGGGGAGAGACUGUGUGUACGCAGAGAGGCUGAAGUGUACACAGAAGGGGGCGCCAAGGGGGAGAGAGGCUGAAGUGUACACAGAGAGGGAGAGAGACUGAAGUGUACAUACAGAGGGCGCCGAGGGGGAGAGAGGCUGAAGUGUACACAGAGAGGGAGAGAGACUGAAGUGUACACAGAGAGGACGCCGAGGGAGAGAGACUGGAGAGGGUGCCAAGGGAGAGAGGCUGAAGUGUACUUAGAGAGGGGGAGAGAGACUGAAGUGUACACAGAGAGCGCCGAGGGAGAGAGACUGAAGUGUACACAGAGAGGACGCCGAGGGAGAGAGACUGGAGAGGGUGCCAAGGGAGAGAGGCUGAAGUGUACUUAGAGAGGGGGAGAGAGACUGAAGUGUACACAGAGAGCGCCGAGGGAGAGAGACUGAAGUGUACACAGGGAGGGGAAGAGGCUGCCGAGGGAGAGAGACUGAUGUGUGCACAAAGAGGGCACUGAGGGAGAGAGACUGAAGUGUACGCAGGGAGAAGAGGAGAGGCGGUUGCUAAAGGUGAGAGACAUGUGAACCCAGUGGAACGUAGAGGAGCCCCUGAGCGUUUUGGAUCACGAGACGUGACUGUUGGACUCACCUGCAAGUGUCCAACUCCAGAAAGCUGAGCGGCGGUCAGAGAUUUGGAGAAUCACCAGGAACAAGCAUUUGUGCUGCCAGGUUGAAGAAGGGGGAGGUGUCUGUUACCCCCCGACCGACCAGAGAGAUCAGCGGGAGGGAGGCUGCGAUCUCUGAAACACUCCUUGCGAAAAGCAUCUGUUGACCAGUCAGGAGGAUGGAUGGAGAGCGAGGCCUUCGGGCUAGUAUAUCUUAUUGUAGGUGAAUAGGCCGAUGGAGCUGAGAAAGGGGGAUAGUUAGCUGCAGUCAGCGAAAGCAGUGUAGGUUAUAUAGUGAACACACUGUGGGCCCAUGUUAGACAUCGGCUGAUGAACAUUGAACAGGGAAGGAGAGAACAAACGGAAAGUCGCCCAUGGCAGUGGGAACAUCAGUAUGUUCGGAAUACACUUGGGGACAAGCUAAUACACGGACCAAAGGGCACAUGCAAAGUGGGGUGGCCUCAUCUGUGGAAAGUCUCUGAUUUUUGUUCUUAAAAGCCUGGGGCUAUCGGGAGGGGGCUGGGAGGAGAGAACCAAACAAACAAAAAACACGCCGGGCAGGGGAACAAUGUUUGGGUGAGAUUCCCAUGAUCUCCUGAUGAGAAAAGGCACACUUGACCAGGUGCCAGCCAGGGGUGCUGUAUACAACCAGACACUGCUACAGGUCCAAGAAGGGAUCUCCAACUGGCAUCAUCCCAUCAGCUCAUCUAACAUCUCCUGUCCAGGCUCGGAUCUCUCUCUCUGUGGAAAUCUGACUAGUCUUUGGUUGUUUGAUAUUCAGUGCUGAGAGUUCACUCAAUUUGAACAUUUCAUGUACUCUCGAUCACUAUCCUAUUUGUAAGUAUCUAGACAUAUAGAUGGCUUGUACUUUCUGUCUGUCCAAUAAAAG